Messenger RNA from Spizellomyces punctatus DAOM BR117, 1413 nucleotides. RefSeq lists its product as uncharacterized. The record is from RefSeq and is a predicted model, not a curated record. The coding region runs from base 167 to 1285 and encodes 372 amino acids. Lineage: Eukaryota; Fungi; Chytridiomycota; Chytridiomycetes; Spizellomycetales; Spizellomycetaceae. The transcript has 6 exons. Gene Ontology annotation, cellular component: Golgi apparatus.
CGCAACUUUUGGUUGGGUCCGUUUUGAGUUUCGGUUGGUGUGUGUUUGUUCAUUGGGUUAUCGGGUUUUGGAAAUUAUUGUGUUUUUUCAGAGGUUGCUUUUUGGUGGGAGCAUCAACGACAGGUUAACGGGCAGCCAAAAACACAUUUACUGGCGGUAACUCACCAUGAACUUUGAUUCAACCCUUCAACGCAUUCCGACGGGAGGUUCAAAUGAGUAUCGGCCAGCACCUGCACGACACAUGACAUGGAGGUCUAGACUGACACCCAAGGAUCCCUGGGCGAAGGGUGCUGUAAUUUGGGCGACAUCCCAGCUACUCGUCAUUGUGAUACUAGAAGCCGCCAUAGCCAAAAUUCACGGGGACUACCGCUCAGAGCUCGAAGCGCUCAACGAUCCUGCCGUGGAUCAAAGUGUUGUGCCAAACGCAAGAGCAAUAACAAUCUAUCAUGCACUUUUUAUUGUCGCGCAGGCGUUUCAGUGGGUAUUGGCGGCCGAUGCGGUCCUUACCUCUUCCAUGAUCCAACUUGUUUCGACAACACUUUACAACACUGCGCUGUUUGCAUACUCUAUCGUGCAAUUUAAACAAGCCAAAGAUAUUGCUGACCAAGUCACACAACUGGGGCUGCCUAACUUGCCCAAACCUCAUCCCACAAAAACACCAGAAUUUAUCGUCAUUGUCGCUAUGGCAAUCUUUGCAGCGGGCUGGAUGGUCAUCUCUCAACGGCUGUACCGUGUGUUCGGAUGGAGUAUUUUCAAAGAGCUUGGAGCAGAUAUUGCCGUUCGAAACCGACUAAAGUUGUACCAUAUUUAUAUGAUGCUCCUCAAGCUUGAUGUCUUUUUCUUCCUCGGAUUUGAUAUACAGUUCCUCCUUCUUGUUCUGCUGAACGAUGGAGACGUUUCCUCGAGGUGGACACAUGGAUUGAUAGCAAUACCAUUUACCUUGAUUCUCUUGGUCAUUGCGUACUUUGCGAUUCGUAAAGAGAGCAACAUUUUAAUGACGCUGACACUGUUGGGAUUAUCUGGGGGGAUUGGGUACUUGAUUGCCAAGCUGGUCGAUGUCAUGAAGAAAGGGGAUACGCCAAAGUAUUCUGGCAGUCGAAACUCUUUGACAUUCUUUGAGUCUAUCACCUUGGCACUAUCCGUAGCGACAUUUGUAGUUGCUAUUAUGAAUUUUAGAAAUUUUGGGAAGGGGUUGAAAGAGCAAUUGGAAAGAGCGCGCGGCCAAAAUAUGGAGCUGGACGACAUACAACGGCCGCCGAAAGACAAUCGCUGGACUCUUGAUUAGAUCUAAACCUAGAUAUAUGGUGUUAGAUAGUUUCUUGUUUGUAUUUAGGUCGUCCUAUUCUUAUGCUUUUUUUAGUUUUUGCAAUUUAUUGACAUGACAUGCAAAAAUCGCUCUAUGACUGUCUGGAA